UCACCACAUAAAAAGCCAUAGACGAUUUACUCAACGGCAGUAGUAGCAGCAGCAAAACAGCAAUGGAUGAGGAAUUAGAGGCGAUCCGUCGCGCACGUAUUGAGCAGCUGAAGCAGCAACAGCAGCGCCAGGCACCCUCCAGCGGUGCGUCUGGAAACGGAGAAGUGAGCGCGGCUCAGCAGGAGGAGAUGAGACACAACAUGCUUUCUCAGAUCUUGGAACACAGUGCCCGUGACCGCUUGUCUCGCAUCGCCCUGGUUCGUAGUGACCGUGCCAAAGCGAUUGAGGAGCUGCUUCUUCGAAUGGCAAAAACUGGACAGAUUCGUCAUAAAAUUACCGAGUCUGAGCUGAUUGACUUGCUGGAACAAAUCUCGGGCCAAGAGACGAAGAAAAAGGAAACAAAGAUUGUGGUCAAUCGACGCAAGUUUGAUGACGACGAGGACGACUGGGACUUGUAGAGACAGUAAUCAAGAAUAUUGAUAAAUUGGGCUUGUCAGCAGAACGACUGAUGAACAACUAGGUUGGUAAAUCGUUCGAAUUACAGAUAUUAUCGGACAGACAGUAGUUAAAGAAGAAGCUCAUGCAUUAUAGAUUACCACAGUCUGCUUGAAACUUGCGUCCGCAUGGCUCGGUGCAGCAGAUAUGAAGAACGAGAGACGAUAAUGCGGCAUGCACUAAGACACGACGAGAACUCUUGAGCGUAGUAAGCUGGACGCGAAAAAAAGAUAGUUCAUGGGAAGUAGUAAGAGGGAUGUUG
Molecule: messenger RNA, 757 nt
Organism: Schizosaccharomyces japonicus yFS275
Lineage: Eukaryota; Fungi; Ascomycota; Schizosaccharomycetes; Schizosaccharomycetales; Schizosaccharomycetaceae
Product: DNA-binding TFAR19-like protein
Exons: 5
Coding region: 63-458 (131 amino acids)
Molecular function (GO): DNA binding
Source: RefSeq, a predicted model, not a curated record